Clonostachys byssicola is the source of this 1311-nucleotide messenger RNA. Lineage: Eukaryota; Fungi; Ascomycota; Sordariomycetes; Hypocreales; Bionectriaceae. The record is from the annotation of a GenBank genome assembly.
AUGGACAUCAUCCUGUCUGUCGAGAAUCUCUCCUCAGAGCACACUGCUGCUCUAUCACGUCUGGUUCAGCAAAGGGAAAAGGCACAGACUGACGGGCCUGACUGUGGUCGGCAGGGGUUAGCACCCCUGGUUAUCAUCGAUGAUACCCGGGAAAUUGUCCGUUCCUUUUGCAAAAAUGACGAUGAAGAGUCUUUAGAGGAAGAGUCUGGUAGCGAUACUUCGAGCCGACCCCCGCCAACAGAGCCUGAUGAGUGCGAUUCGACCGUUAUCCUAGACGACUUUAUACCAUGCGAAGUCUCUGUUGGAUCAGGCAGGGAAGGAGGACCGACGGAGAAUAUCAGCCCGGUCAGCAUAAGCAACAACGUUGGGGCUCUGCGGGCUCAGGAUACGGUAUUUGAUCUCUUCAACACUCUACCUCCUAAUCUGUCACCUCCAAACAAUACUUAUAUCCGUCGAACAACACCGUCAUUGAUCCCGGACUUCUGGGAUAAUGAAUUACCCAACGCUCCUUUCUCCCUGGGCCAUGCCAUCUCGAGGGGCGCUUCUCCAGAUCCUGAACCUAGGUUUCCUGUCUCCCAGACGGUCAAGGCCGAUCUCAUGUCUGCCUACAUCCAAGAGACUGCGACAUGGUGCGAGACCACCGACUCGGACAUGCACUUUUCGGUGAGGAGUGUUCAUGAUAUGAUGGAUUCGAAGCCUUUCGUCGCAGCAGCAAUGUCCCUCGCUUCCCGCCAACGAGAUGCUGUGCAAGGCCGUCGCCGACAUCUUACGCUCGAACUUUAUCAGUACACUAUUCGCCUCUUACUGGGCCAGGACCCUACCAAACCGGAUGCGUCGAUCUUGGCGACGUGUACCAUUCUUUGUGCCUACGAGAUGAUGGCAUCGAGCGUUUCCGAGUGGAGGCGUCAUCUAAGAGGUUGCGCAGAGUUAUUAAGAAUGUGCAAGUGGAAUGGCAACAGCGAGGGCAUCGUCAAGGCUUGCUUCUGGGCCUUCGCAAGGAUAGAUGUAUGGGCAGCCUUCAUUCUUAGACAGACCACUUUGAUCCCUACAGACUCGUGGGUGAAUCAAGACUCUCUUGUCUUGGUUGUUGCAAAGGGAGACACCGACGAUUACUGCAACCUGGCCAUUUUGAUCUUCGCGAGGAUCAUCAACGUUCUCAACGAUAAAGGUUGUGUUAGACGCCAAUCUCAGACCAGGCUGAGAGACAACGUCCAGGACUUGUGGGAAGAGCUACAGCUAUGGCGACGCUGGCGCAUCUCAAGUAAAUGGCAACAACAGCACUCAGCCCACAUUGGCAUGCUCGAGAACUAG